UGGAAUCAAACAGACAUCAAGUCUCAUUUUUUUCCCCAUGUUUUUUCUUUUUUGGAAAGCACAGAAGAAAUUCAUUUUUAUAAAAAACAAGUGCUUAAUUUUUAUGGUCUGUGUGUUUUGUACCAAACUGACUCCUGCUGCAAAGAAGAAAAAACACAAAAAACAAAGGAAAAUAACCGAACAGCAAAUAUCAGCAACAGAUUUUUCUACAUUUUUGCAUGGAUAUUGUUCACUGGGAAUUGAAAGUACUCACUCCAAUACUGGAUUUUAUACCUGAGGAUUUUUUUUUUCUACAGGGGGCAACAAAAAAAGAUUUUGAUUGGAGUCAAUAUUUCUUUUUGUAAUGAAGACGCCUUUUUUUGUAAAAACUGUUAAAGAAAACGAUUCAAGAGGAAAGGGAAAUAAAUGUACAAAGCCCUUCAUGAUUCUAUAUCAGAGAACAGCAGAAUUGUGAAAGUGACUAAAGCGCCAAAGUCAACCCAGGGACAAAAAUAAUUCUUCUUCCAUCGUCAAAAAAACCCCCCUAUAUUUGCAGCUGCUGCCAUUUGCCAUAUACGUGGACUGCCAUGUAUCAUCUGCUGACAGUGUUAGUCAGUGUUACUCUUGAUGUUUUUAGCAUGCACUCAGUGCUCCGUGUUGGUGCUCUGCAGGCCCGACGGCAGGGUAACCAAACGCAGACACUGCCAAUGUUGCUUGCACACAUUAAACGCCCGCCGGCCUCCCAGAAUGCUUCAUCAGGAAAGAGCCAGUCUGUUCCAGACAUGUGCUAUGGGUAUUUUGACGUAAUGGGCCAAUUUGAUACCACCUUUAACUGUACGACGGGUACAUUCCGUUACUGCUGUGGUACUUGCCACUACCGCUUCUGUUGUGAGCAUCGCCAUAAGCGAUUGGACCAGGAAAAGUGUAGCAACUAUAACACCCCAUUGUGGGCGUACACAACUCAAUCUAUUACUACCAGUGCCAACAGCAAGCAGAACCAGAAUGAACAUUCAGACCAGACCAACAGCACCGUCUACGUCAUAUGUGGUGUCAUUAGCUUCACUCUAGCUGUGGGCAUUGGAGCCAAGAUUGCCUUCAACAAGGCCUCCCGACGCGCACGUGGGAGAGAGAUCCAUGUACCCAGAGCUCUUGUGGAUAUUCUCCGGCACCAAUCAGUUCCAGGGAAUCUCACAGAAAGGAACAAUAGCACAACUCUUACUUCAGGAAUCCAUGAUAACGGGCCAUCACGGCCACCUAAGAACCUCUACAACCCUGUCAAGUCUGCCAAGAGCAACCAUGAUAACAUGCAUCAUAAUUUCAUCCUCACUGUCAACAGCCCAAAGCAUUCAGCUACCCUGGACUACAGAAUGAACAAUAUACAGCUUCCAACUUCUUCCACAAAGUACAACACCUUGUCUUUUUCCCGUUCUUUCCACAACCUCUCGCAUUUGCCACCAUCCUACGAGGCCGCCAUCAAGUCUGACAUCAGCAGAUACUCUUCCCUCAAGAGACUCGCGGAAAAAGAUAUGGAUGAUUUCUACCUGAAAAGGAAACACCUGGCCGAGUUAACACGUGGUACGCUCCCUCUUCAUGUCAUGAAAAUGAACUACGAUCAUGAUGGCUAUCUGGAAAAAUCUCAAGCACCAAGACGAGUAAUGUCUCAGGAGCAUAUUCUCUCGGACAAUCACUACCCUGUUCAUUAUGAUUACACCAUACCUAGAGACCGCCUUGUCUCCCAAGAACGCCUUCUUUCUCGGGAGGUAUUGCAUUCCCAGGAACACCUGCUCUCUCCUGAAAGGAUGCACCGCCGUGGCCCAUCACCAUUCCAAGAAAUGCGAUUGGUCCACCAGAAAGCUCUGUCCCACACCAAUGUCUGUGCCAGCACCCCAAUGCUUGACCGUCACCACAUGAUAAAGAUGAACUCCCAUCCUACAUCUUCCAACUCACCCAAGACCACUUGGGACAUGGGCAACCACACAGCCAACAGGCGACAAGCCUUUGCUGCCAAGCGCCAAAACACCAUUGAGCAACUUCAGUUCAUCCCUGGGCACCUCCCAAGUCAGCAUCUGCGCACGGGGAGCAAGAACGAGGUCACUGUUUAAACACUUAUUUUGGCUCUUUCUUUUUUUUCCCUCCUUAGAAAAAGAGGCAGUUGGUUUUUGUACUGUAGUUUCCUGCUUUUUCUCAUUGCUUUAUGUCUAAUAGCUAUCAUGAAAACCAAGAGUACAGGCAGAAGACAAUAUCAUUUUUGAGUCCUCGUCAGGACAAUGUUUUAAUGUUUCAUUCACUUUUUUUAAAUAAUCCAACUGCCUCCACCGCCAAGUUCACGAUUCAGUUCUUGGCACCAACUGAUGUCAAAGAUGAUGAUAUCUUAAAGACAGAGACAAGCAGGCUGGAAACAGGAAACAUAGCGCUGGCUUCCUGGUUUUUAUACUGGGUUGGUAGCACCUCGUGAUGGUUCAGUUCCAUGGAAGAGUGGGCUGAAGGAAACAAAACAAUCAGUGAAAGUUGUUGAGGUGUUUGGCCAACUUCAGCCGGCGAGAAGAUUACCGAGCCAAACUGGAAACAAGUGACCCUUGUGUGCUCUAAUCAGGGUAACGUCAAGAACUGACUCCAACUUAAAGAAAAGUUGCACACUUUUUUAACUCUGUUUCUGUACGAAAAAAAAAAAGUGAUAUAAUGCAUUUUGGAUGGACAUAAAAAUGCCAUAAAACCUUUACACAUAGAGUUUUUUAACUUAACUAUUGUCUUGAAUGAGAAAUAAAAAAAAAAAAAAAAGAACAAUACCUUUGGUUUAAUAGAUGCCAAAACUGUCUUGUUCGUAUUCCAACUGGAUAACCAUCGAAUAAACUUUACAGAAACAUGAGAGUGAGCUCAGAGAAGGAAUUGUACCCACUGUUGCUUCCCUUAUCUAAUAGUUGAUGAAAAGACUGCCUUGCCAGGAGUUUGCCGAUCGUAAAGCAGAAAGACUUGUUCUUUCAGAACGAUUUCCUUUGGAAUAUAAGAAUUUUUUUUUCAUUUCUUUUAGUCUCAUUAUCGUUUCAAAAACAGAAGCCAUUUGGUUGUUGAGAGUGAAAUUUCCCAGUUACGUCUGGUGUGAAAUCUAUCACUUCCUCAUCAAUUUCUAUUUCGUUUAUUUUUUCUUAUUCAAUGACCUGACGCUAUUUCAGAUGAGCUUUUAACUCCACGCUCUCAAUGAUAUAGCCAGAAAGCUGAUCUGAGAAGCCUGCCCACCACCCACUUCCUUGAAGCUCUUUCCAUCACAAAUGGCCUUAACCUUUUCGAUAAAUAUUUGCCGUUGGGCAGUCUUUUUAAUUAAAGUAGUACUCCCAGAUUUGAUGUACUCUGUCAGCUGCCAAUGUAUAGACCUGUCGUGACUGAAACAUUUUCCUUUGCCAUAAUAGUGAUCGAGAUGUCAACAGACCAGGCUGUCCUGAGUUCCAGGAACCCCCCAAACAUUGCCUAUAUACAAGUAUUCUUUAGGAACACAGUUUAUAAUACCGACAGAGCCAUUCUUUCUGACUUUUUCUCAACUGCCAGUCCUACUUGCAGAUGUCUUGCUGCUAAAAUCUUAACUUGAUGGAGAACUUGGACUGAUCCCUUAACAAAUAAAGCAACCAACAUAACACCCGACUACUUCGUCAUGGCUGAUUUGUUGAACAAUCAAAACUCUUUGACCACUGAAACAUGAAAACUGCUGUGUAGCAUGAAAACACAGACAGAUAAGUGUGUUCCUCUCUUUUUUUACCCUCCUCCACCAAACCAUUCAGACCCUACUGCUUAUUUUUUGGUGUUAUGGAAUAUCAUGGGAAUGUACAUUUUUGUAACAGGCUGAAGAUAUUUUUUAUUUUCUUCUAAUACUGUGGCAUCUAUUUUGGCACUGAUCACUGUUUUUCAUGCUGAUGUGGUUUCAGACGAACUUUUUUUUCUUCUCUUAGGACAGUUGCUAAGUGUUUUUAUCAAAUUUGAGGGUCACUAAAUGCCUCCUUUAUCUUAGGGUAAGAAGCACUACACUGAUCACCCUAUAGCACUACAGCUUAAAGAGCAAUUGACAUUGUGAUUGUGAUUGCACCUUGCCAGAACCUUCAAAACAAAAACACUAAAACAAUAGGUGAAGAUUAUAGUGGCUCUUUAUCAAUACCGUGCCAACAUAGUAUAUUCAAUUAUUAUUUUAGGCAACUUAAGUACUUCAGUUUUUACCUGAAACGCAUAUGUGCAAGGGAAUUUGUGCAGAAAGCUGCCCUUCCCUCUAUUUUAAAAUUUCAAAACCCUCUGAACCGAAGAGCAUUCUUCAUGUCCUUGGACAAUGGGAAUUUACAUGGAUAAGUGUAUUAAAAAGUAUUGUAUUGCCUCUUUAUUAAAAUUAAAUAAUCUAUCCACCUAAACCUGUAUUCACUAGGAAUCUUGGAUAUAUGUGACCUGAAUCUGUCUGAGCCGUAUGAUUCCACUUGAUCUGAACUGAGUUGCCAAUUGAAUCGUAGCUGGAAUACUCAUCUAUGUCCUGUUUGCCAUAAAUGACAUACCUCAGUUUUAAUCCAAAAGAUGGGAGCCAUAUUGUUGUUCUCAAGUUACAGUAUAGAAAUGGUUUAUUAUAGGUUUUGAAGCUAAUUUGCCGUGUUUUACAUGGACGCUAUAAGUGCUGCUUUGUAUGAGUCUUUUUUCCUUUCAAAAUGUCCCCUAUGUGAGGGGGAGUUCUUUGCUUGUUGGUGUUUCUGCUAGUUUCUCAAUGUUUUCUUAGCAUAUUUUCACCAUUACUUGUCCAAAAACAUGUUUUUUUGCUUCCCAGUUCUCCAUUGUUAAUUGUUUAAGUUGUAGAAAUAUAUACUCACCCCCCCCCCCCCUGUCAUUUGCAUGUACAUACACAAACUAUCAAGCUAUUGUUUGUAUUUUUGUUCAACAUUUAUAUCACUGAGACAUUACAGAGCAGCAUGACCUUUUAGAAACAAAAUGUCAGGUGGAACAGCUCUUAGGGGAAGGUCAGAAAUGCCCUUUUCUGUAUGGGGCAAAUGAGAAUCUAACAUCCACAGAAACAAUGAGUUUUCAUAUUCUGACACCAGCAAGAACAACAUUAGAAGGAAAGCUGCUUUCCCACCUUUUUUUAAACAUAUUAAUUUACUACAGUUCCACUGAUGUUUGGAUGGUCUGCUAUUCAUAUAAUACACUGUCUCAUCAUUGUUUUAUGAUUUGCUAUGAAAGGGCCCCCUAGGGAGUAGACAUUGGGCAAAUGCCAGGUUAACCCACAUGCCAUUUAUUUGGAAAUGAUUACGUUUGACCACCUAUAAGGAUGAUCUUAUUACACUGGUCUGGUGGCAGUGUGACUUAAGCAAACCAGCAAAGAGCAGCCACACUGACAUGAGUAAUUGAUCAUCCUGAUAUUGAAUCAUGCUGCAAAUACAAAAAAACACCACAUAUUGAUUGGCCAAACUGAUAACUGGGGAAGGGGGUUCCAGACAUUGGUCAAUAAUAAUAAUAUUUGGCCAUAAUUGUAAGGAUUUUAUGAACGCCUUGUGUAGUGUAACCAGUAUGAGAGUUGGUUUAAGAUAUUUACAGUGUCCAAGUACCCAAAAUGUAUUGCUGAAAUGAAUGCUGAACUGAAAUUGCAUAAUAUUUAGGUAAAUAUAAAGGCGCCAAACGUAAAGCAACAAUUUGCACUCCCUUGUGUAAACCUAAAUAUUACCCUGUACCUGUAUGAGUGCACAGAUAUUCUUUGCCAUCUGUGGCAGUGUGUAACGAGGCUAUGGUUCUGAAAUGAUCAAUUUAGUAUAUUUCUGUCUAUUUCAUAAAGCUCAAAAGAGACUCUAAAGGAAAUGGCACAGGGGGCUACAGAAAACACUGCAGGCAAAGCACCUGAAAUUGACCAGUGUGCCAUUACUAUUUAUUGUUUUCACUGCGGUAAAAGCCUAAGCGCUUUAAAGCUAAGGUUAUAAAAGCCAUUGUUUUGUAUUUUUGAGAAGGUGAGGGUUCAUAUUGCUGCACCAAAUGCCAUUAAACCCAGCCAUUAACUAAAAUCUAUAUCAAGGGUAGCCAAAGGGUUAUAUUUAACCACACCAGGGGCCCAGCCCUCACAUUUCAUCAGAUUAAGCUGCUUGGAAAAUGUUGGAGACCUUAAAGGGCACCUAUCACCUUUAAGUAAGAAAUCUGGUGUAUAACUAUGGAGCAAAUUUGUAGCCACAUUUAGUAGCCCAUACCAUCCAAUCAGCAGUUAGCAUGACAGGUCUAAUAAUAAAAGCAACAUCUCAUCUUAUUGGGUUACAGGAGUGGGGCAAACAUUUGCCCAGGUUGGCACCAAUCCAUGGUCUGUCAUAGAUCUGUAGUGUGCAACUUCUUCCUCGUAGCUUGUUUCUAACACUAUUCAUGGCCUGGAUCAUAUCAAAAUGAUGAAGAUGUUAUGGAAAGGAGUCUCUAAAAACCAUGGGUACCAUCAGUUUGACAGCACCAUUCUAGAUCAUUCCAGAGAGACUUCUAUAGGCAUAAACCAUAAUUAUUAGAAAUAGGUUGCUCCUAUUUAGUUCAGGGGCUUAUUUGUAUACUUAAUUGUGUAUUAUAAUAUCCUCCACUUCUUAACAUUCACAAUGUCUUCAGCCUCAGUGUCCUUGUGUGUACGUGCCAUUUUCUUUUGUCUCUGUGCUUGUGCCAAAAAGGAGGUUGAUAUUUAAGAGAACCGCAAAGCUCAGGAAAAUCCUCAUGAGAAUGAUUGCCAAAAGCUGCUCUUUAAAAGGGCAACUUGUUUCUAAGCAUUGUUAUCUGCUAAAGGUACAUUGUGCCUCCACAUUAUCCGGCCUGUCUGUUUUAUUUUAUAUCAAGACAAUUGUUGUAUAUUUUGGUAUUCCUGUUCCAUGCCAGUUUGAUGUUGUCUAUUAAUAAACCUAGCUUACAGCUUUUUUCGAUAUGUAUGGUGCAGCCACAAUGCUUCUCUGAGCCAGGGCUUCACCUUGUGGUUCCACCCAGAGCUCCAUGCAGGAUAUAGAAACAUAAGCAACUGUUUCCUGGGGAACCAUGAUUAGCGGAAUAGAGGUUUGGUGAUUUUUACAGUCGGUAUAUUUGACAUGAUGAGCGCUGUGCUUCCCAUGUUUUACAUAACAGGAACAGAAAGCUGUUUGAGAGGAUAGUUCUGAUUUGGAACCAUAUGUAAUCUGCUAUCAAUGGCUCGAUCUGAUGUAGACAUGGAAGAGAAUCAACCUGUACCAACUAAUGCAGGUCAACGUGGAGUCUGUUAGGCUGGGGGUCAAAUAUUUCGAUACUGAAAAGUGGUGACAUAAAGAAUUGACAUUGCAUUGUGUACUAUUGGGGUACAAUAUCGCACAAUAUCUGCAUACAAAAUACUAUUAAUGAUAUCAAGCCAUAGGCUCUGCCUACUGUUAAAGUGGGUUAUGAUCUAAUAUAUCCUGGGGUUAUUCAAUACUGUACUUUUUGUUGACAUCAGGUUAAAAGCAUAGCAAGUUCCCCUGCCCAAGGUCAUUCCCCAAACCCACCCAUGGAAGUCAAUGGGAGGCGACUCAUGGCAGAUAGUGGGAGAUUUCACAGCCUUGUGUGGACUUUCCCACUGUUAUCAAUUCUUUAUAAGACAAAAAAACAGCAUAUUUGUGAAGAUCCUACCACCUUCAUGCUAUAGCAGAUGCUGUCAGACUUCUGACCUCCCUCCCAUGGAGGUCCAACUUUAAUCAGGGCCACCCCUUUGUUCCUAACAACAAUCCAGAUAUAGCAAAAACAUUUUUCAGUCGUAGUUCCCAGAAUACAUAGGAUAUAAUGUUCACCCCACAACUAAACUGACAUUUAAGGUGGGUUUUCAUGUGCAUUUAGGAAACAUAUUGGCUUUCUCCAGUGGCGUAACUAUAGAGAAAGCAGAUCCAUUGGUCACGGGGGAAAGCCUAGGGGACAGGGGGAGCCCAGACCAUGGGAUCUGUUUUUUUCUAUAGGUCUAAGAACUGCCCCCAGAGGGCACGGGCGGUUGGUGGUUGUUACACCUUCUACCACUGCUCAGACCCUGCUGGUUGGCCGGCCCCAUACUUUAGGAACCACUUUAGUGAUAAAAAAAAAACAUAAUUUUCCUAGGUAUGACAAAACCCUCCCUUCCUCUGUCCACGCAAGGAAAUAUUCACAGCGCAUGUGUCCCUUAGUAGAAACCAACCACAAAUCACUGUUAAAUCUCCUUAAGUUUCUUCUCCAUGUAACGUGACAACGAUUUUUCAUGUAAUAUGGCCCAUAGGUCACAUGAUGUUCUGUAGAUAGAAAUGGCACCAGACUUUGUUACCUUCUGCAAUUAUAAAAGCUUUUUCUUCCUUCCUAUCUCUUUUUAUAAAAAAAAAAAAAAAAGAAGAAUAUAAAUAACAAAAAAAAAAUGCUUUUAACUCUUUGGGUAUCUGCCGAUUCUGGUAGGCCGUUCUAACCUUUAAAGGGCUAAUAAAUGCUUCUUAGCUUUUUACUGCCAGAGGGGCACCACUGUGUUGGCUUCUGCCUGGCAGCAAAAGGAGUUUAUUUUCUGUCCCAGAGAAAUGUUUUUUAACUGUGUGUUUUCAAUCUUAUUAAAAGAUGUUUGGAAUGUCAGACAUAUAUAUAUAUCUAUAGAUAGGUACACAUGUAGUUGUGUGAAUUCAAACUAUACACCUAGAUUAGAUUUUGUUAUAAAAAAAAACAUAGAUACAUAUAUAUAUUUGGGACAUGUUUUCAAACCACAAUGUCCAGGACUUUAAUGACUUGCUUGCUUCCAUACACUCUAAACUAUGAAGGAUUUAAAAUAGGUGAGUGUUAUAUAAUCUUGUUUUUCCAGGUCUGUCUUGCCCCCAGACAUUGCAUAUAAGGAUUAACUGUUUAAGGCUACAGCCAUACUGUAUUGUUGUCUUUAGUUGCCUGAUGUGACCCUCUCAUGUAGCUUGUCCCAUUGCAGAGUAGGCAAUACAGAGGCCAUUGGGUGGGUUGUUUGGACGAUAAGUCCAAGGAAAGCUGGUGCUGAUGGCAGAGGAAGGCCCAGUGUGAUUGGCUGCUUGAAAAUGGACUUGUAUAUAACUUUUUGCUCACGUGACCAAUCUGUAGUGCUAACUGUUUUUCAUUUUUGUGGCAAGUACUGUAAAUCCCACAAGGCCUUUGCUUUAUUGCUUCCCAGUAAAUGAGCAUUUGGUAUCAUCUUGAAAGGCCAAUUGUUCUUCCUACAAAAGUAGAAGAAAAAAUAUGUUUGUAGAAAUCAGUGGCGUAACGAUAGAAGAAGCAGACUUUGUGGCUGCCGGUGGGCUGGGGUACCCCCUUGUACCCCAGCCCACCCGCAAAAUUUGCCUUCCCUAUGGCAGUAAAAAAACUCCCUCCUCUCCAGUCACUCUCCUAAUUGUGAGCAGGGAAGGAAGACACAGAUGAACAGAAGAUGCCAGCGAGGGGCAGAAGUCUAGCUGGGAGGGUGGGGGCAGGGAGUUGCCCUGGAAGUAUCUCUGUGCCCCGGGCUCCUCCGAAGGUCCAGUGCACACUAGUUACACCACUGGCAGAAAUAUAUAUAAUGUGUGUAUGUGUUUCUGCAUCUCUAUAUCAUUCUCACAAACACGCACACAUAUAUAUAUAUUUAUACAGAUGGUGUAGUUGUUGAUACAGGCAUGGGACCUGUUAUCCAGAAUGCUCAGGACCUGGGGCCUUUCUGUAAUUUGGAUCUCCAUGCCUUAAGUCUUCUUAAACAUUUAAAUAUUAAAUAAACUUCCAAAAGUUAUAUCUUAGUUGGGCUCAAGUACAAGUUAUUGUUUGAUUAUUAUAAAGAAAAAAGAAAAUCAUUUAUUAAAGUAUGAAUUGCUUGAUUAAAAUUAAGUCUAUGGAAAAUGGCCUUCCUGUUAUUUAGAGCUUUCUGGACAAUGGGUUUCUGGAUAAUGGGUUACAUACCUGUAUAAAGUAUGCUGGCUUUCAUCCGAAUGGCAAUGUGCUUUGCUAUCAUUUUGUUAAUAUAUUUAAGGGUCUGUAAAGGUAUGGGGCUACUGCAUAGCUUUCAUCCCUUCAAAAUACAUUUUGUAGGGAACCUUGGUCACUGGGUCUUUGAUCUGUAUAAGAAUGGUGCCAACAGGGUCACCUUGUGCCAUGCCUGCUACAUGAUGUGCUUAGCAGACAUAGGAAUAACAUGCAGUUUCAUGUGGUAACCAUUCUACUGUAAGCUUUGCAAUGUACACCAGGUAUAUGUAAAAAAAUCAUGGGAGAGGGGACAGACAUGGAGAUAUAGGGACAGCAAGAGCUUCUGUUGCAUAUGGCUGCCUCUGUCAUUUGGCUGCAUAGGAAAACACAGUAUGGCUACAGGCCUCUUCAUUACAGAGGUGUCCAGUUCAGCAUCUUAUUUAAAAAAAAAAAACAUAAAUAGAACAUAAUAAUGGAACAUACAACUUGUAAUACAGGAAUCUGGAUUGCUUGGGACCUAAGGUUUUUUUUAAAUAAAGUGUUCUUUCGCUUUUUGGAUCACAUUAGUCAAUUGAAAAAUAUUCAAAAUGAAAAGGACACACAAUAGGAUUGUUUUUAUCAUCAGUAGAGAUUUAUGUGGCAUAGUACAAGGCACUGUUUUAUUAUUACAGAGAAAGGUGAAAUCUUAAUAAACAAUAAAAAUGAUAUGCUGAAAAUUGACUCUAUGGGAGAGGGCCUUCCUUUAUUUUGAUCCUUUCUGGACACCAGGUUUCUGAAUAAUGGAUCCUAUAGCUGUAACCUAUACACAGAUCUGUGAUAAUAGUGAUAUUACUAUUAUUUUGUUCUUCCUGAGAAUCCAUCCUGUUGCUGUCUGUACUAAUUGACUGGGUUCCCAUCCUGCUAAAGGCUACACGCAAGCAGAACUUUACAAAACUAAAAAUAUUGUAUUCAAUAAUUAUGUUUUUUUUAACCUGGGUUUGAAGGUGAAUGCUGUUUUUUUCUUAACCUAAAUAAAUCAUGAACCUGUGCAUCGGAUUCUCCUCUUGCCAACGAGCCAGACCUGAGAACUAGAAUUUAUGUUUCUGUUUAAUGUAAUUUGACCACAUUAAAAGCCUUCUAACUUCC
This is a messenger RNA of Xenopus tropicalis (tropical clawed frog), 10959 nucleotides long. It is a transcript of the gene shisa7, whose product is annotated as shisa family member 7. The transcript is spliced from 6 exons. The coding region runs from base 567 to 2081 and encodes 504 amino acids. Gene Ontology annotation, cellular component: membrane. The record is from RefSeq and is a predicted model, not a curated record. NCBI's taxonomy places the organism in Eukaryota, Metazoa, Chordata, Amphibia, Anura, Pipidae.